AUGGCGGAUACGACUGCUCGCUCUCGUUUGGACUACCUCUGGGCAGGGGCAGUUGCGGAGAACGACUGGGCGUUCCAGUGUUCGAAGUCGAAAUCGGUGCAGGCAUUCGUCGAUGCGGCUCUCGCCUUCGCGAAGCCAUACACCCUCCCUUCCCCCUACAAGGUUGGAGGUCAGCUACUUAUGAAAUUACGGGCGGAUACCGAGGAGCUUGUGAAGCCAAUGACGGAUAGCUGGGGCAAGCGCGGCUGCACCCUCACGUGCGACGGGUGGACUUGCUUGAAGAGCCGAGGGCUUGUGUGCGUUAUCGCCCUCAACGACACGGCACCGGUGAUCGUUGAAACAGUCGACUCGAAAACGGCAAAGAAGACCGGCGCCUAUCUUGCCGGCCUCCUCCAAAAAGCCAUCUGCAAGGUGGGGAACAAGGUCGUCGUCCAAGUUGUCAUGGACAACGCGGCCAAUAACCGGAGGGCGGCCGACAUUUUGCGCGAGGGAUACCCAUCAAUCUUCUUCAACAACUGUGCCGCGCAUGUUCUUGACCUCAUGCUUCACGACCUCGGGAAGAUUCGUGCGGUGAAACGGGUCCUAAGUCAAGUGCGCCGAGUGGUCAUGAUGGUGAAGGGAAGCGCAUCCGUCGUCACUCUCUUCCAUGAGGUGUUUAGUGAGCUUGCUUUGGUGCGGCCUGGUGCAACUCGGUUUGGCACGAACGUCAUCAUGCUCACCCGAUUCCUUGAAGUGAAGAAGGCGCUGCGAUUGAUGGUCAUCAGUGAGGAGUGGGAGGGGGUGGCGGUGGCAAAGCAGGACGAGGGGAAGGCGGUCCGGUUCCUCCUCUUGGAUGAGGUUUUCUGGGAUUGCGCAACGGCGGUGCUUGCCAUCUUGCAGCCCGUGUAUGACGUCCUUCGGGUCGUCGACACGCGGGCUCUAGUCAUGGGGCAAGUGUAUGGCCUCAUGCUAGAGGCCACGGUGAAGACCAAUGAGGCGGCCAAAGCUGGAGCCGCCAUGCUUGUCAAGCGCACGUCCCUGCUUGCGGCAAAGGAUAAGCCAUCGUUCUUGGCGGCCAUCAAGGCUAUCAUAGCCAAGAGGUGGGACGGCCAGUUGCAUAACCCACUCCAUGCGCUCGGGUGGCUACUCAACCCGCGCAAUCAGUACUUGGGGGAAGUGAGGGAGGACCAAGAGUUAGCACAGUUCCACAAGGGCGAGGGGCGGUUGGGGUCCCCCGACGCACGAUGGGCUGCAAAGGUUUUGGUGGAGGGAGGGCGCUUGACCGAUGCAGAAUGGUGGUGGAUGUACGGGGGGGAGGUGCAGGCACUCCAAGCGCUUGCGGUGAUGACGCUAUCUCAGCCGGUAACGUCAUCCGAGGUGGAGCAUUACUGGUCAGCCAUUGCACGUGUGCAAAGGCGUGACCGUAACCGCAUCUCUGCCAAGAAGAUGAUGGACGUGACUUAUGUCGCGUUCACGAGGAGGGCUCGGGAUACUUUUGACAGGAAAUCCACGAUGCGGGAGAAGCUCUACGCCGAUCUGAGCAACGGCACCCUCAAGGAAGGGUGUGUCGUUGCUCCGGCAGAGGCAGAGGUGGAGGAAGAGGAGGAGGAGGAGGGAGAGGAGAAUGUGGGAUGUACCAUUGACUGGGAUAAUUUCGGGCAGAUUGGUAAGAAGAAGAAAAAGGUGGGAAAAAACUCUAAAAAGAAGAGGAACGGCACCGCAGCCAAGCCUUGCAAGGGUAAGGGGAAAGCAAAGGCUGUGCGUGAGGGUGAGGAGGAGGAGGCGGCGGACAACAGUGGCCAGGAGGAGGAGGAUGUGCCCACCAACAGGACUCGCCGCACGGGCGCGGAUCCGUGGGACAUCAAUGAUGGCUCGAGCGGGGAGGAAGAGGAGGAGGAGGAGGAGGAGGAGGAGGAGGAGGAGGAGGAGGAGGAGGAGGAGGAGGAGGAGGAGGAGGAGGAGGAGGUGGAGGAGGAGGAGGAGGAGGAGGUGGAGGAGGAUGAGGAGGAGGAGGAUGAUGAACCACUCUUCCCGUUCUCGCCCCUCCCUCCACGCCUUGCCUCCAUGCCCGCACAGCCUGAUGCGGCAGGAGUGAAGAAGACCAAGGGCAGAGGAGGGGGGGGACAGGGCGCAUGGGGGGGCAGCUCUGGGGGCGGAGGGGGCGGGGGAGGGGGAGGCGGUGGGGGAGGAGGCGGGGGCGGUCCUAGGAGGGGCCUUGGAGGGAUGAGCAACGUGCUUCUGCGGCGGGUGCCUGAGGUCGGUAAGGCACUCCGCCUGCUGCCGCUGACACCACCCCCCUUCAACUCAUGUCAUGAGAUUGGAGGGCGGUGUCAGAACAGCCACGUGCUCGUCUCAUGUGCCGCUGCUGCACGUGCAUGUGUGUGCGUGGAGCCACACACACCACAUGUGUUGUGUGGUGAGGCCAUGGGCUCGAGUGCGUGA
Messenger RNA from Closterium sp. Naga37s-1, 2421 nucleotides. NCBI's taxonomy places the organism in Eukaryota, Viridiplantae, Streptophyta, Zygnematophyceae, Desmidiales, Closteriaceae. The record is from the annotation of a GenBank genome assembly.